Messenger RNA from Anopheles arabiensis, 1076 nucleotides. RefSeq lists its product as uncharacterized. The transcript is spliced from 2 exons. NCBI's taxonomy places the organism in Eukaryota, Metazoa, Arthropoda, Insecta, Diptera, Culicidae. The record is from RefSeq and is a predicted model, not a curated record. The coding region runs from base 88 to 735 and encodes 215 amino acids.
GCAUACAAACUGACAGCAUGUUCAGUUCUGCUUUCCAGUCUCCCCGCGCAUCGUGCCUGUUGAUUCAAAUUGUAGCCAACCAAACUGAUGGACCAAGCGCCCCAACCGUACGAAGGAGUGCACUGCGACGAGUGCCACUAUUGGUUUAGCAAGCUGUACCUGUUCAAGCAGCACCACCGGAAAUGCCACAGCGAUCUCGGCGAGCUGAUCGAUCUGCCCCCCUUGCCCGCGUUUGCCAACACGGUGAAGCUGCACAACCUCGAGGACGAGCUGUGGUUCGCAAUACUGCACACCUACGAAGGGAAAACGGUGCUGAUGCGCAUAUUUGAGGCCGAAACUCACGCCACAAUGCGAAUCGCAAAUCAGCGCGACAUGGAGCAGCAACGCAAACGGCUGGUACGGAAGGGCGCCGGGGACACCAUUACGAUUGGCGUCCUGUACGAUGUGUAUCCCGAAAUCAAUGCGGAGGAUACGCUUAGCUUUAAGGUCGUUCCGCGGAUCUACUGGGAUGUGAACGAGGAUGGUACGAAAACACCGAUACCGUCGAUGUCGUACCCGGUCACGGGACGCUCGGGCCACCGUGGGCAGUACCCGGGAAAGUUCCUAUUCCCAGAAAAUCUCAACACGCGCCACGAACCGGCAAGCUACAUCUAUAGCGAUGUUGUACUGUGUGAGGACAAUGUCGCUCCUAAUCCCUUCUAUGUUGAGCUGGAACGAAUUGUAAACACACUUUAGUAUGUACAUAGUUUAGUUUUAGCAUAUUCUACCCCUUACAAAAUACAUUGUAAGGGUACAAUUAUUAUUGUAAGACACAGGGUCGUGUUCAUUUUCAGUUGUAUUGUUUUCGCUUGACUUUAGCUGAUGUAUAACCAAAACCGCACCAUCUCUUAACCCAUACCACAAUACAAAGCACUAAUACACAAUUUCCCUCAGCUUCAACCAUCGGGGCAAUUUAAUUAGUUGUUAUGCUUUGGGUUUCCACUUUUUCACGUUAGCUACCUAAAAUAUCUACAAUCAUGUUUCCCCCAUUUACAACUACAAAACUUUGUUGUGGUUUGCGCAUUUGAUUUUCGCCA